Messenger RNA from Teleopsis dalmanni, 1311 nucleotides. Its product is annotated as probable H/ACA ribonucleoprotein complex subunit 1-like protein. Lineage: Eukaryota; Metazoa; Arthropoda; Insecta; Diptera; Diopsidae. Bases 355 to 1008 code for a protein of 217 amino acids. The transcript is spliced from 2 exons. The record is from RefSeq and is a predicted model, not a curated record.
AAACAAUUUUGUGUUUAUCUAUUCAAAAUUCCCGGUCACUUCAAAACAUGUUUCGAACUUUCUUUAACAAAAUUUUUUAGUAUUUCGGGUAUCAAGAAGUAUAUAAGGAAAUAAGAUAUUUGCUAACGUGCCAUUGACAAGGUGUAAAAGAAUAUAUAGAGUCCGAAGAUAACAUUCGGAAUGCAACCAUCACGUUUUCCUAUAUACAAUAAAUCGUAAUUCACGCUUAACAAUAAUUUCUCUUUGGAACAUAAACUUCUAAUUGGGAUCCAAAAACACGAGUUUUGUAACAAGAAUUGUUGGCCUGACGUAUACUAGAUAUUUAAUACAUAAUCAUUUAAUAAACAAGUGAAAAUGAUUGAAAGUUCGAUAUCUGACAAUGCCACUAAACCUGAAAGUAUAACAUUAAAAUAUAAAGGUGAUGGAACGUCUGUGUCUCCUAAGGAUAGACAAUAUGGAGGAGAUACAAUAUUUCAAAAUAAUGAUUGCCCCUUAACAAGUGAACAAUUCUUAAGAGCAAGCCAGAAAUUUGUUCUUCUUGAAAAUGCAAAUAGUACAAACGAUAGGAAUGCCUCAGCAGGAAAAGAUGUUAAUAAAAACAAAAACAGUUCCAAACCAGUUGAAGCAAAUAGAAAUCUUUCGAAGGAGUUUGCAGAGACAAGUUACUCAACCAUUAACACUGAACAUGAAAUCAACUCUCCAUUUCAGCCUCUACUCUAUGAGGGAUCAGCCUCCACAGUCUCACCUGUAGAAUUGAAUACAAUAGGUACAACUGACCUUCAAAAAGAAUUUGAUUUUAAAACGAUACGAAAUAAAUUUGAAAAUUGGGCGGAGCCCAAAAACGAUAACGUAAAGAGGUUAAUAGCUAAACUCGAAAGAAAAACCAAGACUAGUAAACGCGAUGGAAGAGAUAAAGUGAAAAGGAAGAAGGAAUAUGGCAAGAUGAUUUAUGAGGAAAAUAACACAGAAAAUGAUGAAGGCAAUAACCAUCGAACUAACCCGAAAUAGGAUCAAACUUGUGCCAAAAAACCAAUGAAAAAAGUUGCUCAGCUACUACUACUUAAUUUUGGACUCACUGAACAAAUCAUAUCCAAAUAAUGUCAUCAACUAACAUUAGGUUAAAUUCUCAUACCCGGAUAAUAAUGACUAAUUAAAAUUUACUAAGUAAAUGUAUGAAUACCAUAGUAUACAAAAGUCAUCUUGAAAACCAUAACACCCAAAACCCACAUCCCACAUCCCAAACCCUAACCUUAAACACCAUUCAACUUUUAUCUUAAUAAAUAAACACAUACAUGAAUUACGAACCAACAA